Nylanderia fulva is the source of this 2588-nucleotide messenger RNA. RefSeq lists its product as uncharacterized. NCBI's taxonomy places the organism in Eukaryota, Metazoa, Arthropoda, Insecta, Hymenoptera, Formicidae. The record is from RefSeq and is a predicted model, not a curated record.
UCCUCGGGAGCCUGCGGCGUAAUCGUCAUCGUCAUCGUCAUCAUCGCGUACAGACGUUAAAGAAUAUAAUUAUCGUAUAUGACGAUGGAUAUUCCACGAAGCACGAGACAAUUUCUUAUAUUCCCCCUACAAGUAGAUGCCGAACCGGUGACGUUGACUUCCGAGCCAAUUGGCUAUAUGAAAUAUAUAAAUAACAAUAAAAGCAAUCGAUGCGGUAAUUGGUAUCUUAUUGAAGAGAAACUAAGAAUCCGUGACGUCAUACAGAGGCUGUGUAUUCUCGAAGAAGAAGAGGAAGAAGUAGCUAGUAUCGCACAAGUAAAAGAGGGGCUCCUCUCCGGAGUACCUCUAAGGAGCCCCCGAUAAGACGUGACCGAAGGAGAGGGGGCGAUUAGUCACACGUCUUCGCGUAUACCGGCACGCGCAAGCCCCCCGUUAAAGUGGGGCAACGUAACACCCACGUGCGCGUUCGCGGGCAGGAUAAAAAAUCCUUCGGAGAUCAGGGAAUACUCAGUUUUGAGCAAACUAUUAAGCGAGAAACGACAAGGAACGAGAGACAGUCGCCAGUGCUCCUCGACUUACAAGUCCCAACCACCUAACGUAUCGUGCGAUCUCGCCAAGUCCGCUGGAGAGAUCCAGGAAACCGUCGGGGGCUCUCUGCUUGCGCUGGUCAGCGUUGAACUUCGCCGAGCUCCGAUUGGCGAAUAUCAAUACCGGCAAACAUUCGAAUUGUAAAACAGUUUGUCGAAAUAUUUCGAACUUACAUCACAAGAUUCGCAGAAAUUCGACGACCGAUCGAAGCUGGACAUUUGCGAUCAGGCACUGACACGCGUCGUCUCGAUCUUGUCGAGUCUCGCAGGAAACUCGAUUCGAGAGAUUGAAUAACUCUUCGAAGAGAAAUCCCAUUCUUCGUAAAAUCAAACAUUCGAGGAAGCCUCGAUCGAAUCGCAAUCAUUGACUUUGAAUUGUAAUCCCGCAAUUUCAAUAAUUCGAUCGCGAUUGCGCCAACGAUUCGGCAGAAACCGUUCGAAAGUGCUUGAACGCUAGAAGCGCCGGGGUGACGCUGUUAACGGAGAAGAAGCCGCUAAUAAAGCGAUUGCAUCAGCGAUAAAGACUGCCGAAUCGUCUUCUGCAGGGUUCUAAUUUUUCGGGCGAGUCUCAAAUCGACAUAAUGACACUCGGCGUCAAAUUGUGCCUACUUGUUCUUUUCGUUUGUGUUAUCGUCAGCACAUCGGUCGUCGAAGGCCGGAAUCUGAGACGACGACACGGUCAUCAUUUUUAUCCGGAUUAUUAUCAGAAUUUCGAGGAAUCUGUGCCACGCGAUUUGUCGAGACGUCUCGAGGGCGAUCUGGAGUAUCCCUACAGGAUGCCGACGGGGAGGUACGAAUCGUCAGGAGUUGUCGAUCGUCCUGCGGAAUACGAGGAUCGAAUGCUGCCGUUUCGUCAAUACAGACACUUGUACGAUCUGAACAAUUACGACGAGCCCUUCCAGCGAAAGGGUGAAACGUACAGACAGGGACAUCCUGUCAUCCGCGGGAAACGUCACGGACACGACGACGCGGUACAGUAUCAAAAUUUUGUAACCGACCAGGAGAACAGAGAGAGAAGCAGCCAAGACCUGGACGAGUCGCUGAUGACCAGUCCAAGCGUCGAUAUACGCGCGCCCUUCGAGAUGGAGGUGAAGGAGGCGCAGAACAGCUCAAUCUGCAAUUACAGAGUGGAAAAGAUACCCGACAUCCGCGGCACCCGGAUGCCGAAGGAUCUCGAACACAUCAAGUGCAAUAGGGCCGGUAGUAAGUGUCAGCACGUCAAACAGGGCUACUACUGCUGCAUACAGACGUUCAAGUACAUCCAAGUGUCGUACAGCGACAUUGGAGCCAAAGAGAAGAUCAAGCUCUACGUGGGCUGCGUGUGCGCCCUUCAAGACAACAUACACUUGUCGGAAACCAUACGCACUGAUAUCAACGAUUGAUAUUGACGAAGAGGAACGACCGAGGGAGGAUGAUGACUCGCGGCUAUCAAAUGGGACGCGUUCUCGAACAGGAGAGACAUUCCCUUGUCGUCGUUGUCUACUAUCUAGAUAUAUAAUUAAUAUUAUGUAUUUUCCUUUUUUUCCCUCUUUUCGUCUAGGAACUCGUUUGAAUAUCGCUUUUAGUGACGCGCGAGUACCAAGAAUUUAGUAUAUUUAUUCAAUGUUUGACGUUCGAACGAUGAGAGGAAGCGUUACGAGGCGUAAUAGGUAUCGUGUACAGCCUCACCUAGGGUAGGAAUAAGAAAUCGCUGUAACAUGCAUCUGAUAUUUAUAGAUAUUCUCGGCUCUCAUGGUGUUGUUGCCAAACAAUGUGAUAAAACACGUACUCGAUUCACAACGUAAUCGCUCAGGUAGUGUUAAAUCCGGUCGCGCGUGUACGUAUCACGUAUCCGAAUGCAAUUAUCAUCGAGCAUUCAUCACGCGCGUCGUUUAGAUGGAUAAUGAUCGCGAAGUGAAUCACGAAUGUCCAUCGCGAUUGACGCACAUUAUCUAUUUAUUGCAUUGUAUGCACCAUAUCAUUUAUUUAUUUUCGCCGGCAUCUAUUUAUUUAUUCAUCUAU